Suillus fuscotomentosus is the source of this 831-nucleotide messenger RNA. RefSeq lists its product as uncharacterized. Bases 1 to 831 code for a protein of 276 amino acids. Lineage: Eukaryota; Fungi; Basidiomycota; Agaricomycetes; Boletales; Suillaceae. The record is from RefSeq and is a predicted model, not a curated record. The transcript has 3 exons. Gene Ontology annotation, molecular function: oxidoreductase activity.
AUGACUUCUACCGCCACCACCACCCUCAACUACUUGCUCGCUCCGCUUGACGGUUCUCAGCCUUACACUGACAUCAAUGCAGAUACCGCCAAGGGAAAGCCGGUCAACAACUGGCUCAAGGACCCGCAUGAAAUGCAAAUCGAGGACGUGCGCGGGAAGGAGGAACUUUACAAGCUUGACAGCGCUGGAUUUCAGUAUGGAAGAGAAGCGGCGAAGCAUACCAGCUUCUUGAAUGAUGAUGAGAUUGAGCGCGAAUACUACCCUGAGAGCAUCGACCUCAUCAAGAGGGUAACGGGAGCGACCAAGGUUGUCAUCUUCGAUCACACUGUUCGUCGCCGCCGCCCAGGCGAGCUAGGCAAUAGCCCACAGAAACGUCAACCGGUCCCGCAGGCUCAUGUAGACCAGACGCCUGCGGCGUCCAUUGCUCGUGUCCAUAGGCAUCUCCCGCCCACAGAAGCUCCUGCCUUUCUUCGCAGACGCUUCCAAAUCAUAAACCUCUGGCGUCCUAUAUCGCAUGCAGCUGUAGAUUGGCCACUUGCAUUAUGUGACUUCCGAAGCGUCGACUUCGAGAAAGAUUUGACGCCUGUCGCUCUCAUAUACCCUGACCGCGAGGGUGAGACAUUUGGAGUCAAAUACAACCCCAACCACCAGUGGAAAUAUCUGAAAGGGAUGACACCAGAAGAGUUUGUUCUUAUUAAAUGCUCCGACUCCGUACAAGAUGGGAGUGUCGCGAGGCUCGCUGCUCAUACAGCCUUCCAAGACCCGAACACCCCAGAGGGAGCGCCGCCUCGGGAAUCCAUCGAGCUGAGGACCCUUGUAUUCUAUGAUUAG